ACUCGAUAUGACUGGGGGACCAUUCCAGAUUUUUAAAGUGAGAACAUUGCGGAACGACCAUUCUUAUGAGCGUUCUCAGGACCUAGCAAUCACAAUCCCUCAACAGAACACAAACCUAACAAUUUUCCUCCAAAAUUCAAUUUUGACCGACCAAGCCGAGGAUAACUCGUUGUUUGCUGAUGCGAUACGGUCUGUGGGUUCAUUACUCCGAUGAGUGAAAAGGGUGUAGCUAUAGAAAUACAAGAAUCAGGAGAAGAUGAUUUUGGCAUAGGGGUGAAACUUGGGACUGAAAAUGUAGAAGAUUAUUCGAAGGAAAACGUUGGAGCGAACAAACGGAUUAAGGGUACGUCAAUUGAUAGAUUCAGUGCAUUGCCUGAUUGCUUACUUAUUCACAUCCUCUCGUUUUUGGGUGUCAAAAAAGCUGCGGUUACGAGCUUGUUGGGGAAAAGAUGGAAGUCUGUUUGGGCUGAAUUGCCCGUGCUUGAAUUCCAUUUUGAUUCCUCUCAUGAAAGUAAGAAAACUAUGAAUACGCCUGACUUGAUGGCUUGGGUUGAUAAGAAAACGCUUGACUUCGUGGCUUGGGUUAAUAACACACUUGCUAUUCGUAAUGGAAAUUAUUUGGAGAAGUUGAAGGUUGUUUUCCUUUACAAGAAAUGCUUUGAGCCGGAUGUUGAUGAUUGGCUAGAGUUUGCUUUGAAAAAUAAAGUGAAAGAUGUCAGUCUGGCAUUAGGCGAAAGCGAAGAUUUCUGCACUCUAGAAUUGUACACUCUUCCAGAAAUGAUGUAUUCGAAUUCAUUCUUGACAUCAUUGUCUUUGGAUAGUUGCAUUUUGGAACCUGAAAAAACAAUCCAGUGGCCUUCAUUGACUUCUUUACAGAUCUCUCGUGUGGGUUUGCCUCAGCCUGUACUUGAAAUGAUUUUAUCAGGCUGUCCAGUUUUAAAUUCAAUGGAUCUCAGUGGUUGUUGCGGAUUCACUUGUUUGGAGAUCAACUCUAAGAGUCUACAUAACCUCCGUGUGCAGAACGAUGAAGGUGAAGAAGAAGAAGAAGAAAGUGACCUUUUCUUGCAAAUUUCAGCACCCUAUCUAAAAUCUUUAAGUAUUUCUCUGUAUCCGGCAGAAAGGAAGUUGAAGCUCACUAACCUCUCAUCUCUUGUUGGUGCUGAAUGUUAUUUUUCUGAACACUGGUGGAGUUCGCCCUCUGAGGUGCUGAGUAAUGCAAAGGAAUACUUCGAAAACAUUAACCAUGCCAAGGACCUCGUUCUGGGGUCUGGGCCUGUUAAGGCUCUAGCAGAGUUGGUGAUGAAUGGUUGGCAGCUCCCAAAAAGCCGGCUAAGGUGCUUGACAAUAAAGAUUUCAUGCGAUGCUGUGAAAAUCAUUCCGGGCAUUUUAUGCCUGCUGGAAUCUUCUCCGGACCUUGAGGCAUUGAUCAUUGAUUCUAUUGAUCCCUACAAGCGGGACGAGAAUUGGCCCCCACUUGCAAAAGGUGAUUUGGAUUCCGACUUAUUGCAUCUGAAGACAGUUAAACUGUAUAACUUGGCAUAUCCAAGUAUUGGUGGUGAACCAAUGCUUACAUUGGCCAGAAUCCUUCUUAAGAGGGCAACAAUACUGGAAGAGAUGGUGGUUAAGGAUGAUAAAAUAACUACAAGUGACUCUGUCAAGUUUCGUCAAACCUUGCUCACUUACCCGAUAUCCUCGCCAAACGCAGUCAUCUUAUUAUCUUAACUAUGUAAAAUUUUAAUGGUAGCCGUGCCACCUACGUAUUAUUAUCUUUUACUUUCAUGUUCUAACAUGUACUUAAUGUAGAAGAUCAUGAUUCAUGAAGGUGGAGUCAACGAAUCUUUGCUUGAAAAUUUGGCGUCCUAAAUUUCAAAUAUGAAUAUUAUUGUGCUCCUUUGGUUACCAAUCUUCCUUCUACUUUGUAAGCUAAUACUUUAUAUUUGAAUGAUCUAAUUUGGAUGGUAAUUCUCUGGAGAUUAUCGGAUUAGUUGGC
Messenger RNA from Cuscuta epithymum, 1990 nucleotides. The record is from the annotation of a GenBank genome assembly. NCBI's taxonomy places the organism in Eukaryota, Viridiplantae, Streptophyta, Magnoliopsida, Solanales, Convolvulaceae.